UAUGUUUAUAGGCACGUUUCUAUAUCCCCAAUCACCAUAGAAGAGUUAUAAUGCAAAUGAUGGGGGCCGCAUGGAGACGGUGGAGGACUGAAGUGAAAGCUACAUCUUAUGAUUCAAAUAUUCCACUAGAAGAGCUUGUUGCAAUACAACCCAUUCCUCAUGGAUUAACACCUCAAACUUGGGAAGUUUUAUGUAACUAUUGGAAGUCUACUGAGAAAACUUCAAAAAUCAAUAGAGAAAAUGCAAACAAAAAGAAAGGGACUCAUGCACAGGGACGCACUAAUAUUCCGUCAUUGGAAUAUAAAUUUUCUCAAGAGAAUGGUAGAAAACCAAGUCGUAUUGAAAUACAACAAUUGAGUCGGAGAAGUAGAAAGAAAGGAGGUGCCGCUAUUGACGAUCAGGCAAUACGAACUGAGGUAAUAAUAUUUUACUUUUUAAGUUAA
Zingiber officinale is the source of this 443-nucleotide messenger RNA. RefSeq lists its product as uncharacterized. Lineage: Eukaryota; Viridiplantae; Streptophyta; Magnoliopsida; Zingiberales; Zingiberaceae. The transcript has 3 exons. The record is from RefSeq and is a predicted model, not a curated record. The coding region runs from base 51 to 443 and encodes 130 amino acids.